Messenger RNA from Fomitopsis serialis, 2504 nucleotides. RefSeq lists its product as uncharacterized. The transcript is spliced from 9 exons. Gene Ontology annotation, molecular function: protein binding. The record is from RefSeq and is a predicted model, not a curated record. Gene Ontology annotation, biological process: negative regulation of transcription by RNA polymerase II. The coding region runs from base 173 to 2311 and encodes 712 amino acids. Lineage: Eukaryota; Fungi; Basidiomycota; Agaricomycetes; Polyporales; Fomitopsidaceae. Gene Ontology annotation, cellular component: nucleus; transcription repressor complex.
GAGGACCGUUAGGCGACCACGUGACUGCGUGCAGGGAUACGGCCGAAGCGGCGACUCCGAGGGUUGGUGACUUCAACGCUACUUACCGACCUCCAUCCCCGGUGCGGUCUUCUCUCCUGGCCAGCGAGCAGCAGCUCGCUCGGUCUCCUGAAUCCGGCGUACCCCACCCAACAUGGCUUCCUCGAGCAGAGCGCACGAAAAGAAACGCGAACGACCAGCGCCGGUGGAUACCGCCCCCACAUCGGUCUCGACCACCAGUAAGCUAGACGUGGUAUCCAGAGCAAUCAUGGCACCGUUCACACAUAGGAAGCAUGACUCGACCAAGGUGCUCGCAGACCUGGCCCCCGUCAUCAUGACCCCUCGCAUGAUCAACGCUGCGACCGUGUCCGGGAAGCCACGCGCAUCCGUCGGAGGGUCGAGUGCACGCAUGGACUUUGCGACGCUCGGGCGUGCGCCCAUGCAGCUUACGCUCGGCAGGCGGCGGGUCACCUCGCGCGACCUGGCGAUUGUCGAAGCCGCGGAGGAGCUCCUGAACGAAGAGGUCCCGGAGCCGGAUGGCGUCGCGCAGAAUGUCAGUCUGUUGCGAGGGUUCAACGCGACAAUACCUAGCGCAGACAAGAGUCGGGCGCGGCGGAGACAGACACGUAAUGUGGAGACUCCACGGCUGGGCCUCAAGAGGCUAGGGAUGAGUGCGCGAGGCUUGUUAGGCGACGAGGAGGAUCAUGAAGGAGAAAGUGUGGCCAGUGAGGAGGACAUGGUGAUGAUCGGGAACACGGUGGGACGCGGGCGUAAAAGUAAAGCAAGACGGAGAGGCAGGGAAAGUCUGAGUGCAGGGAAGACGUUCGGGAGAGAUGAGUUGGUACGACAAACGCAGGAGAUCGAGCGUGACAAGGAGAACAUUCACGUCCGAAGAGCACUCGUGAACAGCGAAAUUGCGGAGAUAACCCACAAGAUCGAGACACUGGACGCGAUGCGGGCAAAGCUGGAGCAGGACUUGCUAAGGCUACAAGAAGACGAGCUUGAGCUUGAUGAUGAACUCGAGGGCGUGAGGGAGAGACUUGAGCUCGAGACAAGUCGCACUCGCGGAGUUCAUGCAGAUCAUGUAGUGCAGAGUUCACGCAGACGGAAAGGUCUCACCUUCCUACCCUCAGAACAUGACGAGCUGCCACCAGGGGUGGCAUUCAUGACGCUCGAGAGCCACACAACGCCAAUCACCGCUCUAGACUUCUCGGAACCGUACGGCACGCUAGUGACCGCAUCGCAAGAGGACUCGCAGCCGCGCGUCUGGGACUUGCUCACGGGCGAGGAAAUCGGGCGGCUGCGCGGGCACCAGGGCACGGUGAAGUGCAUGCAAGUCGAGGACCAAGUCUGCCUGACGGGCAGCGAGGACGGGACGGUGCGGGUGUGGGACCUGCGGCGCGUCGACGAGGACGAGGACUGGGAGGGCGAGACAUUCAGCCUAAGCGACGUCGCGGAGGAGGACGAGAGCCAUGACGGCGCUGAGUCCCAUACGAACGGUGUCCGGUCGGUCUCGAGCAAGCCAUCGAGCGUGGCGGAGCGCGAGGGACCAUGCAUCCGGUUGCUGGAGGGCCAUACCAAGACCGUGUCUGCACUGUACUUCGAGGAUGAGUGCCUUGUCACUGGUGCGUCUGACAAGACGAUGCGGCAGUGGGAUCUGAACACGGGCCAAUGCGUCAUGACCAUGGACAUCCUCUGGGCGAUCUCGCACCCGCCUGUGACGACGCCCGGGAGUGCAAUUCCCAGCCACUUGUUCGCUGGGGCAGCUGCAGCUGCAGGGACGUUCGCUGUGCCGACACCUCCGUACGCGGAUGGGAGCUGGGAUAUGUACCAGGACUUCGUCGGCGCCGUGCAGUUCUGGGGCUACGCGCUUGUGAGCGGGAGUGGGGAUGGGGCGGUUCGUAUGUGGGACAUGCGGACUGGCCAGCCUCACCGCACGCUCCUAGGCCAUACGGGACCGGUUACGUGCCUGCAGUUCGACGAGCUGCAUGUAGUCAGCGGUAGCUUAGACAAGUCCGUUCGCAUAUGGGACUGCGUACCGGAGGUAUCUUCGAGACGCUCAAGUACGAUCAUGCUGUCACCGCGCUGCAGUUCGACACGCGCAAGAUCGUGGCCGCCGCGGGCGAGAACGGCGUCAAGAUUUAUAACCGCACGAGCAUGCAACACUCCUCGCUCAACACGAACGGCCACACAAAACCGGUCGAGCGGUUGCGCUACAUGGACCGGUACCUCGUCUCCGGCGCGCGCGACAGCACCGUCAAGGUCUGGGCUCUAUGACACGUCUUGGCCGUGAAUGUCUUCAUGCAGAUACGAUAGCGGUAGAUUCAUGACAUGCAAUACGGACCCCCCAGAUUUAAUUGCUUUAUCAAGUGUAGCAUACAUACAGCGUAUUUCUCGGUCGUCCAUGCAAUAGAACGUUAUAUAGGCCCUGGGAAGGCUCUGAUAUCCUAGCUUCCGCGGUGUGACAUGAGUCGAGCGGGUUACAC